This is a messenger RNA of Glarea lozoyensis ATCC 20868, 1953 nucleotides long. Its product is annotated as Subtilisin-like protein. The record is from RefSeq and is a predicted model, not a curated record. The transcript has 5 exons. Gene Ontology annotation, molecular function: serine-type endopeptidase activity. Lineage: Eukaryota; Fungi; Ascomycota; Leotiomycetes; Helotiales; Helotiaceae. Bases 1 to 1953 code for a protein of 650 amino acids. Gene Ontology annotation, biological process: proteolysis.
AUGCAUAUCUUGAGAUCGCUUGUGCCAGGACUCUACCUCGUCAGCUCCAUAAUUGCCGUCAAAAUUCCUCUGAGUACUCGUGACGCUGCCCCGAAUGAAAACAUCGGCGAGGAGAAUAGUCUCCCACAGCUAAAACCAGAGUCCGGGGUCGCUUCGUGGGAAUCCAGUCUAACUCCGUCUCAGUACGAUGAAGCUGCAAGACAGGCAUUAGCGAAAAGACAAGAAACACCAGCUGAAGUCCAACGCUAUGCUGUGGUGCCUAGAGACGGUAAAGACUCUUCAGGGACAACUCAGACCGAGCAACUCCUCCAGAAACUCGUAGGAAGUGAAAAUGUCAACAAGGCUUUCGUUUGGAAAGAAGCUGUUCAAUGGUGGGCAUGCAAUAUGACUUCUGAGCAGGUUGACGAGGCUGGCAAAUAUGAAGGCGUACGUUCUAUCGAAAGGAUUGCGAAGUCGGCACCAAUGCACAGCAUCCCUCCUCAUACGGCCAGAACGGCCCCCAUACUGGACAAAUAUCCGGCAUCGAAAUUGAAAAGAGAUGCAAGCCUCUUAAGCCAGAAUGAUGCUGUUGCCGAGUUGAUAGCCGUUAGCCAGCCUAGUACGAUUCCGGAUAUCAAAAAGCUUAAGCACUACGUCCACGAUUCUGACAGCGGGAAGAACAGCUUUAUUUAUCAUAUCGGAGCAGGAGUCAACUACAAGAAACACGCUAAUGAGUUCUCUAAUUUGGUUCCUGACGAUCAACACCUACAAAUCUCAAGAAUAAAAGAUUGGGGUUUGCCUCCUUGGGUUGACCAUUCUUUGGAUAUGCACAGCACGUGUACGGCAAACAAGGCGGUUGGCACUAACUACGGUGCAUCAAAACAUGCCAAGUUGGUUGUUGUCAAAAUGUUUCUGCAAGAAUCAGAUGAGAUAAUCGAAGCACUUGCUGAAGUUGCUCAGGAUAUUCGAGCAAGGCCAGAGAGGCGAAAGAAAUCUGUAGUGACCAUGUCAAUGGGUCUUACAGAGCGAAACCCAUUUUGGGGAGACAAGCUGUCAGAAGUCAUCAGAGACCUCUUCAAACUAGAUGUCCCAGUAAUUGUGCCAGCUGGAAAUGAAGCUGGCGAUCCAAACCGCCAACAUGUUGAUAGUUAUCCUGCCCUAUUCUCGAACUUCAAUUUCCCGUUAGUCGUGGUCGGGUCUGCGGACUACGACGGCUCCCGAUCGCCAUUCUCUCAGGCUGGCCCGCAUCUUACUGUACAUGCCGUUGGGAAUGGAGUGACCUGCUUACCCAACGACGAUAGUACACCGGUUUCAGACCGGAAGGGCACUUCCUUUGCUGCACCAGUUGUGGCGGCUCAGGCUGCCAACCUUCUGUCGUACGACACCGUCCCGUUCGAUACUAGUGACGGAGACUUGGUUGCAAAUCUCUGGAGUUACCUGCAGUCACCAGCGUCUAGUUGGGCCAGAGUACCAGGUGUCUCGAUGAUUUGGAACGGAGUACAAGAAAAUAACAAUCCAGCGGAGGCAGCACCACCACCUUCACCACCUCCGCCACCGCCCCCACCAGUACAACAAUGCAACGGAGUAGCGAGCAAAAAGUAUGUAACCCGCGACACCGUAGCGAAGAACGUUCUAGAAUUCUGCUCCAUGGCAAUCAAGCAAGGCGGUCCAGAUCCGAACUCAGGAUCGAUCGGCCGCGAGUUUAAUACAGACACUGUGGAACAGCUUACUAUCUAUUUAGAUAUACCACCAGGAAGUCCAAUGCCAAGUGAGGAAGAUUGUAAAACUCAUCUUCUUUCGCUCGUCGAUAAUUGCGACGGGAACGACCCGCAGAAUCCUAAGAAUUAUAAAGCUGGCGGUUCGCUUACUAUUGGGACAAAUGUGUAUCAUAUUACGCCAAUAAGAGCCCACAAGCCGAUGCCCGAAGAUGUGAAGGUGGCUUUAACUGCUUGUCAAUUUUUGGGUAUUUGCUAA